GAACCCACCAAUGGGGUACGCGGAUUGCUUGCAGGCAGGCAGGCGCCGUGGAGACAUCGAAGGAGACGGCCGCCAGAGCGGGACGGGGGUGUCUGCACGCAAACAUAUCGGAAACCCGAGAGACAAGCAAACACACGCCCGCUCUCGUUGCAAAUAUGCUGGAGUCACCCCCAGGCGGUGCUAAUGAUGACCAGGGCCCCCCAGUCUGUGUGGAAGAUGACCAGGGCCCCCCAGUCUGUGUGGAAGAUGACCAGGGCCCCCCAGUCUGUGUGGAAGAUGACCAGGGCCCCCCAGGCUGUGUGGAAGAUGACCAGGGCCCCCCAGUCUGUGUGGAAGAUGACCAGGGCCCCCCAGGCUGUGUGGAAGAUGACCAGGGCCCCCCAGGCUGUGUGGAAGAUGACCAGGGCCCCCCAGGCUGUGUGGAAGAUGACCAGGGCCCCCCAGUCUGUGUGGAAGAUGACCAGGGCCAGUCUUCCCUCUUCAUGUGCUUCCGCUGCUACCAGCUGUACAACACCCUGGAUGAAGUUCUAAGCCACCAGCUGACCUCUCACCCCGAAGACAACGAGGAAGGAGAAGAGGAGGAAAACACGACCCCCAGCGUCGCCACGGCAACCUCUGCUCCAGAGGAGGAGCCAGAGCAGCAAGAGGAAGUGCGUAACUGGUACCAGUGCCUUCCCUGCGGGGCGUUACUGGAGUCGCCCGUCGAACUGGUCUGGCACCAGCAGCAGACGGACUGCGGUUCGACCCGAAACCAGACCCCACCCCGGUCUCCGCAGGAGCCAGCGGCAGGGGGUGGGAGGGAGAAGCGGGCCGGGCCGCGGGCAGAACCAGGGGGGGUCUGCGAGCCUGGAGCGGCUCCGGUGCCGCUGAUCCGGUACCAGUGCAGCGACUGCGCGGACCUCUUCGAGUCCCUCACCCUGUGGCAGCAGCACAUGAAGCAGGGGCACUGCCGGAGCAGCAGAGAGGCGGAGAGGAGGAGGAGGAGGAGGAGGAGGGAGAGAGCUGCUGCAGACGGGACCCCGGGCUCUCAGGGGCCAGCGACGGGCAGGCGGGAAUCCGGGAGAGAUUCUCCGCUGGAGGGAGCGUCCGCCCAGCUUGCGCCCAGGGGGGUAGUUUCCGGAGAGGGAGUGAAGGAGGAGGAGGAGGAGGAGGAGGAGGAAGCUGCUGCUUCUGCACAGUCCCUUCACCCUGCCAAAACGCCCGCCUUCGGUAACCACAGUAGCGGCUCUGUGAUGGGCUCUGCCGCGGUCGCCCUAGCGAUGGAAGCUGUCAUGGCCGCCAGCUCCAGUCGCAGUAAAAAUAACAGCGGGCCCGGGAAGGAGGGAACGAAAGAGAGGAGGGAUGAAGAGAGCGAAAGAAGAGAGGGGGCAGACAGCGGUACAAACAGUAACGUCGCCGCAAGUGAAAAUAGCAAUGCUUCCAGUGAUAGUAAUGACGGCGAGGGUGCGAACACGGGUUCCGCCGUGUCGCGUGAUCAUGCCUACCUGAACAGGUGCGGGUCGGCCGUCAGGGAAGAGCAGAGCGAGGGAGGGGAAGGGAUGGAGGGAACGCGUAAAAAGACGAAAGCGGGGGUUCUUUCCUUGGAACCAGCCCGGACUCGAAGCCAGCCCUCGUCCCUGAAGAGCUUCGAGAGAGGCGACGGAGCGGCCAGCACUGAAACGGACUCCGCUGACCGACGGCUCCCAGCCGCCAAAACAGAACCCGACCCCUGCCCGGCCCAAACCCAAACCACCCCGCUUCCCGCCGGCUCUCCGGGGCCCGGUUUAGAGUCCGACAGCCAGCAGCAGGACGGGCCCAGCGACCCGACUCCUCCCAGACCGGGUGGCAACAGGAGGGCCGGUUCCAGCGACUCUGCCGGACCCGAUCUCCUCGGACCCUACCGGGCCCGGCACUCGCACCUGUGCGUGGACUGCGGGACGGGUUUCGGGACAGAGCCGGCGCUGGCGGACCACCGCAAGAGGCUGCACCGCGCCGAGGGGCCUCUGCACACCUGCCCUCACUGCGGGGAAAAGUUCAUGAACACCACCAAGUUCCUGUACCACAGGAGGGGCCACAGGAGCGCCGGCCCGGAGGGGGGGGGCAGGAGAGGGGUGGGGAAGGUCGUUGAGGCAGACAAGGGGCUGGAGAAGAAACAGGGGGCUGGGGAGACCGUCUUGGUCUUGCAGAACCAGCAGCUCGCCCCGGUUCUCCCAACAGUCCCGGUUCCGCUGAUAGGGAUGAACGGCAGGGUCGUGUACGUCUAUCCCACAGACCCGUCUACGGAGGCUGGUCCAAAGAGCGGGGAGGCCAGCGCGGGGGGAGGAGGAGGAGGAGGAGGGGCCGACAGGGGCAAGAGGAAGGAAGCUGGGGCCGACAGGAGCCUGGAAGGAGGGGGCAAGAGAGCCAGGAAAACAACUGGCGAUAAUAACAAUAAUGAUGAUAAUGAUAAUAAUGAUGAUGCUGCUGCUGCUGCUGAUGAUGAGGAGGUUAACAAACCAGACAGAACGGAGCACUCCUGCGGAGACUGCAGCCAGCAGUUCAGCAACAAGACUCGGCUGCUGAAGCAUCGCAGGGAGGAGCACGGCCGCAGGAAGGGGAAGAGGAAAGCUGGGGGUGGGGCUGGGGGGGCUGACCCUUCCUUACCAGCCCAGGACAGCCCGGAGGAGGAAGCAGCAGCAGCAGGGUCCGCGGCCUCCAAACGAGGGGGCCCCCACCCGUGCCCGCACUGUGGCAAGACGUUCCGUCGCCGGUACCACCUGCGCACGCACCUGGUGACCCACACGGGGGAGAAGAGGUUCGGGUGCGAGACGUGCGGCAAGGCCUUCUCCUGCCAGAGCAACCUGGCCCGUCACCGCGUCACCCACACCGGCCGCAAGCCCUACUCCUGCCAGCAGUGCGGCAAGACCUUCACGCAGUCCGGCACGCUCAAACAGCACCGGCUCAUCCACCUGCUCGCUGAGACCCGCGCCUCGGGGGCCCUGGACCCCGCGCAGAUCGAGGAGGCCUUCCUCCCGCACCGCUGCCCGGACUGCGGAGCCGGGUUCAAGAGGAAGACGCACCUGCUCAUACACAGGCACCUGCACACGGGGCAGUACCCCUUCCAGUGCAAGGAGUGCGGGGGCUCCUUUCUGAGGAAGAGGCUGCUGGAGCUGCACCAGCUGAGGCACCAAGGCCGGGAGCCCGUGUCCUGUGCCGUGUGCGGCUCCCAGUUCCUGGACGAGGCUGGGCUGCGUUCCCACAGGCAGUGUCGGCCGGGUCUGGAGUGCGUUUACUGUGGGAAGCGCUGCCCCUCUCAGGAGAGGCUGGAUCUGCACCAGCUCUCCCACUCGGGGCUCCCGGCGCUGCGGUGCCCGCGCUGCGGCCGCCGCUUCGCCAGCCAGGCCGGGCUGGACAGCCACCUGGAGCGGCACGCUGGCGGCACACGCUGCUUCCACUGCCGGGACUGCGGCAAGGACUUCACCACGGCCAGCUCGCUGUCCGUGCAUCAGAGGAUACACACCGGAGAGAGGCCCUACCAGUGCUCCACCUGCGGGAAGCGGUUCCGUCAGAUCCCUCACCUGCGCGAUCACGAGCGGCUGCACUCGGGGCUCCGCCCCUUCGCCUGCCAGGUGUGCGGGCGGAGCUUCGUGCUGUCGGCGCGCCUCACCGAGCACCUCCGCACGCACACCGGCGAGAAGCCCUACUCCUGUGCCGUGUGCCGCAAGCCGUUCCGCUCCCUCUCCAACCUGGGCAAGCACCGCAAGACGCACGGGCAUGAGAAGGGGGCGGGGCCGGCCAGCGGGCAGGUGGAGGUCGUGCUGCAGGAGGACUCGACCGCAGUGGAGACCAUCCUGCUGGUGCAGAGCACAGACCCCGUCGGCAAGGGCGGUCCGGGGGCCGUCCCCUCCGGGGGGCCACGGCAAGUCUGCACCCUGACCAGCGUCGUCAUGGCAGCAGCGAGCGUUCUGGACCCCGCGCAAAACACAGACCCCAGAGCUGCGCAGAGAGGGGAGGUCAUGGGCGUCUACCACGACGGACAGUUGGGCGUGCCUGGAGGAGGAGGAGGAGGAGGAGGAGGAGGAGAGGGGGGCGCUAUUCUUUUGGUGCAGCAGGGGGCGGGCCACUGCGUGCUCGCCGGGACGGGACAGGGGGACAUUCCCAUCAUGCACCACACCGUGGAGGUCGUUAUCGAGCAGACGGGUUGAGGGGUCGGCUGUAGCUUUUUUUUUUUUUCAAAUCGGUUUUCGAAUUUGUAAGCGUAACUCCUCUCUGUCUCUCUCUCUCUCUCUCUCUCUCUCUCUCUCUCUCUCUCUCUCUCUCUCUCUCUCUCCCUCCCUCCCUUUGGUUCUGUUUGAUUCUGGGAGUUUUUAAUCUCUCCCAUCGUUCAUUCAAAACAUUCACUGCUGAAGAUGCAUAUAAAAAAAAUGUAAAUAAUAAUGCAAGUAUUAUUUUUUUUUUUCUACUAGCUGCGUAUUGUAUUUAUUUAAUUUUUUUUUGCACUUACAUCCUGACUACGCUGUGAAAUAAGGGUGUGAAAGAGGCGGGGAGGGGAAGCGGUAAACAAAUACAGUUUAUAAAUGAGGUUUGAGGCUGUUGUCAAUCACAAGUGGUAAUGGGGGGUUUUCAGAAGCGAUACCGGACUGAUUUGAAAUGAGAGAGAGAGAGAGAGAGAGAGAGAGAGAGAGAGAGAGAGAGAGAGAGAGAGAGAGAGAGAGAGAGAGAGAGAGAGAGAGAGAGAGAGAGAGAGAGAGAGAG
This is a messenger RNA of Acipenser ruthenus (sterlet), 4713 nucleotides long. Its product is annotated as zinc finger protein 574. The transcript is spliced from 6 exons. Lineage: Eukaryota; Metazoa; Chordata; Actinopteri; Acipenseriformes; Acipenseridae. Gene Ontology annotation, biological process: regulation of transcription by RNA polymerase II. The coding region runs from base 156 to 4163 and encodes 1335 amino acids. Gene Ontology annotation, molecular function: DNA-binding transcription factor activity, RNA polymerase II-specific; RNA polymerase II transcription regulatory region sequence-specific DNA binding. The record is from RefSeq and is a predicted model, not a curated record. Gene Ontology annotation, cellular component: nucleus.